AUGCGACGAGGAAAAGAACUUGCUUCUCUUUUACUCGGCACAAUUGAGAGAACAACGGAGACGAGGCGCCUUAAAAUCCGUUCAGAUUCAAGUCGUGAUUGUCUUGCCGACUUAAAGCUCUCCCGACGAGCACGCCGCGACCAGAACAAGCUCCUCAAGAGCUUAAAGCUCUUCUCACGCGCCUCAGUUCAAAGUUCAUCUCGUCUCAUCUCGUCAUCCGCCAGAGUCAGAAUGGUAUACGCAUUCAAACUCUCCACCGGCACCAAGCGACAUAGCACCGAUUUCGGUACAAACAUCACGGGUCGGAUUGCUGCACUCAAUCGGUUCAUCUCUAGAUCCACCGACAAGUGUCUAACAUUCUACGAUCUCCUGCGAGGGAAUAAGAAGUUUAUCUGGGAUGAGAAGUGCGAGGAGGCACUUGCUCAACUCAAACAGUAUCUGACCACGCCACCUGUACUCGCCAAGCCGAAUGUCGGCGACGUUCUAUCUCUUUACGUCGCGGUAUCCCCCGAAGCAGUCAGCAGCGUUUUGAUAAAGGAAGACCGCAGAAAACAAAAACCAAUCUUCUACACAAGCAGACGUAUGACAGGACCGGAAACGCGAUACCCGACUCUGGAGAAAAUGGCACUGGCCGUCGUCGAAGCAGCAAGAAAGCUUCGCCCGUAUUUUCAGUCACAUUCGGUGGAUGUACUAACCGCCCAGCCCCUCCGAACAAUACUUCAGAACACCAACAGGUCCGGGAGGUUAAGGAAGUGGGCCAUCGAACUCAUUGAACUUGAUAUCACUUACAUGAACCGAACGGCGGCAAAGUCCCAGGUUCUUGCAGAUUUUUUAGUAGAACUGGCCCCGGAACUGGAGCAAGACCUCGCACUCCCGAACCCAAACUGGACCCUUCAUGUCGACAGAUCCUCGACUUACAAAGGCGCGGGGGCCGGAGUCCAACUACAGUCCCAGACCGGAGAACUGAUCAGACAGUCUUUUAGCUUCGGCUUCCCGGUGUCGAACAACGAAGCAGAAUACAAAUCUCUAAUCGCCGGACUCCACUUAGCAAAAGUUGUUAAGGCUAAACGUUUAAGCGCCUACUGUGAUUCACAACUAGUCGCUAGUCAGUUUAGCGGCGACUACGACGCCCGCAACGACCGAAUGGACGCUUACCUCAAGAUAGUCCAAGGUUUAGCAGCAGAGUUCGAAUUCUUCGAACUCAUUAAAGUUCCCAGAGGGGAAAACGUCUGCGCUGACGCCCUCGCAGCCCUUGGCAGCAAGCUCCGAGAUCAGGUUAAACGAACCAUCCCAAUACACCGCACUGAAAAGCCAAGUAUCGAUAUCUCGACCGACCAAAUGGUCAUCGUAGCCCCAGUCACCGCACCAGAUACUGACGGGUUCGACCCGGACUGGAGAACAGAGUUCAACGAUUACCUCAGCAAAGAGGAACACCCAGCCGAGAAAUGGGAGGCACGCCGGCUAAAAGCACACAGUGCUCAUUACGUCGUCUUAGACGAUGAACUCCAUCGAUGGACCGCGAGUAAAGUGCUCCUUAAAUGCAUUCAUGGGGACGAAACCCUCAGGGUUUUGGCCGAGACACAUGAAGGCGCCGGAGGCAACCACUCAGGCGGUCGCGCCUUGGCAAUCAAAGUAAGAAGUAUAGGCUUCUUCUGGCCGACAAUGAACGCAGAUUGCGAAUCCUACACGAGAAGUUGCGACAAAUACCAGAGGCGCACACCAAGUAUCCACUGCCCAACUGAAAUGUUACGAACGACAACAGAACCUUAUCCGUUCAUGCGAUGGGCAAUGGACAUCAUAGGACCUCUUCCCAGUUCUCGACAACGACGUUUUGUUCUAGUCCUCACCGACUACUUCACGAAAUGGAUUGAAGCCGAGGCCUUCGCUCAAGUCACUGACAAAGAAGUCCGCGGCUUCGUAUGGAUGAACAUUAUCUGCCGCCAUGGUCUGCCUUACGAUAUUGUCACUGAUAACAGAUCGCAAUUCAUGUCGGGCAACUUCAAGGAAUGCUGCAGCAAGUGGAACAUCUGA
Messenger RNA from Brassica oleracea var. oleracea, 2031 nucleotides. RefSeq lists its product as uncharacterized. Gene Ontology annotation, molecular function: RNA-DNA hybrid ribonuclease activity; nucleic acid binding. The transcript has 2 exons. The coding region runs from base 1 to 2031 and encodes 676 amino acids. Lineage: Eukaryota; Viridiplantae; Streptophyta; Magnoliopsida; Brassicales; Brassicaceae. The record is from RefSeq and is a predicted model, not a curated record. Gene Ontology annotation, biological process: DNA integration.